AUGACUCGUAAUUUGCGCCAUAGUGCUAGAGUUUCAGACGCCAAUAACGAAAUUUUAGAUGAGAAUGGUGUAACUCACACAACAGGAAGAUCUUUGAAGAAGAUCAAUUACGCUGAAGUAGAAAGUGGACUUGACUUCUUAGAUGAAGAAACCAAUAGUGAAGCACCAAAUGGAGAUAAUCAUGACCUUCAGGAAGAAACAGCUAAAGAAAGUCAAUUACCCAAUGAGGCGCCAAACGGUACCAAAGAUAUCUUUCCUGAAGAUGAAGAUGUACCGCAUACCUCUCGAAGAUCGGGUAGAUCAAGGAGAAGAAAGGUCCAUGACCCAGAGGAGGAAGAUGAAAGUUUCCAUGAGGAAGAUUUAUCGGAUGAUCUUUUGGAUGACGAUGCCUCUGAUUUGGACGAUGAUGAAGACAACGUUUACAAUAGCUCAAAACUUAGACAAAAGAGGAAUAGAAGAGCAGAUGAUCAAUUUGUCGUGCCUGAUCCAGAAGAUGAAGCGUUUACUGAAGACGGUGAAAAUGACGAAGACUACGGUCAACAAACGGGGAGAAGAACUAGAGGACGCCUUACAGGUAGGUCAACAAAUUCACCUAGCAAGACUACAAACUCCGGGAGACGUCUUCGCAGCCGAACAAGAUCGACAUUAUACAACUCCAAAGAGAAUUUAACAGAAAACAAUUCCGAAGAAGCUCUCUCACUAGCUGAUGAGAUUAGAGAACUUCAGGAGGAUAGUCCUAUUAGGGAAAAGAGGUCUCUAAGAGAACGUACCAAACAGGUUGAUUACAGAAUACCCCCACCCUUGACAAACUUUCCUGUCGAGGAGUACCCUACUGCUACUGCGUCCAAUAUUCCACCGUAUGCUACAGCAUCACCUAGACGUGGCCGUGGUGGAUGGAAUGCGUCUCAGAAUGCAGGUCCCAAUAGAAGGUUAUUUCCUACUGGUGGACCUUUUGGAGGAAAUGAUGUUGUUACUAUAUUUGGACAAAACACUAAUUUUUUUGGCCAAAACAACGCAAAUAACCCGAAACUAAUUUUGGACUCUGAUUCUUCUGAAGAUGAAAUUCUUCCUAUUGGCGGUAAGUCUAAAAGAAAACCAAAAAAUCCUUUGAGAGACCCUAAGAGAAAAAAGAAACCUGAAAUUGCUGAUUUAGAUCCUUUGGGAGUUGAUAUGAAUAUUAAGUUUGACGAUGUUGGUGGAUUAGACAACUACAUCGAACAGCUAAAAGAAAUGGUUUCGUUGCCUUUACUAUAUCCUGAGGUAUAUCAGAAGUUUAAUAUCACGCCACCGCGUGGUGUCCUAUUCCAUGGUCCACCAGGUACCGGUAAGACAUUAAUGGCGCGUGCACUUGCUGCCAGCUGUUCAAGUGAAUCACGAAAAAUAACCUUUUUUAUGAGAAAAGGUGCAGAUAUACUUUCAAAAUGGGUAGGUGAGGCCGAACGACAAUUAAGACUUUUAUUUGAAGAAGCAAAGAAACAACAACCUUCGAUAAUAUUUUUCGAUGAAAUUGACGGUCUAGCACCAGUCCGGAGCUCAAAACAGGAGCAAAUUCAUGCCAGUAUAGUUUCAACAUUGUUGGCCUUGAUGGACGGUAUGGACAAUAGAGGCCAAGUUAUUGUUAUUGGUGCAACCAAUAGACCGGAUGCUGUUGAUCCUGCACUGAGAAGGCCUGGACGAUUUGACAGAGAGUUCUAUUUUCCAUUGCCUGAUACGAAUGCUAGAAAGACCAUCCUAAAGAUUCAUACAAAAAAAUGGUCACCUCCUUUGUCAGAUGAGUUGAUUCAUCGAUUGGCAUCUCUAACAAAAGGAUAUGGUGGUGCAGAUCUACGAGCUUUAUGCACCGAAGCUGCUCUGUCAAGCAUUCAACGAACAUAUCCACAAAUUUAUAGAAGUAGUGGCAAACUGCUUAUUGAUACAGACCUAAUAAGGGUGAAUAGUUCUGACUUUACUAGAGCAUUAGAAAAAAUUGUUCCUUCCUCAAACAGGUCAGUUGGCGAGUCGUCUCAACCGUUACCUGAACCUGUGGACCAAUUGCUAGAUGUUCAGUUUGAAGGGCUGAAAUCAACAAUAAACGAUAUCCUGCCUGACGCACAUAUGAAAGUAUCUCAAUCUAAAUCUCUCAUUGAUGAAUAUAUGGAGUACGAAGAUUUCACCGAUGAUACUGGCUCUGAUGGGUUCUCUAAAGUGGAACUGAUUAAGCAAAUAACUAACUUACGUACUUUUAGACCUAAGUUACUAGUUACAAGUUCUCCAGGUAACGGCUUAUCAUAUAUCGGGAGUGCAAUACUGAACUUUCUGGAAAAGUUCAAUGUACAACGGUUGGAUAUUCCUUCUUUAGUAGCUGACAGUACAAGAACAAUAGAGGCUGCCAUCGUCCAGGCGUUCAUAGAAGCUCGUAAAAGACAACCAUCUAUCAUAUUUAUCCCAAAUUUUGAUAUCUGGAUGAAAACAAUUCCAUCCAAUGCUAUAAUGACGUUGAGUUCACUAAUGAAAUCUCUUGUCUCUGAUGAUAAGGUAUUUUUACUUUGCUUGUCGGAGUCACUUUCAGAACAAGAUUGUUAUACGAAUGAUUUACUAGCAUCAUUUGAAUUUGCUACCAAUAUAUUUGAGAUAGAAAAGCCGAACGUGAAGCAAAGAACUACAUACUUGAAGAAGACAAUUGAAAAUAUUAAAUUGCCACCCUCCGCCUAUAUGCUAAAGAGAAAGCGAACUGAACCAUUAGCAAAGCUGCCGUUAGCCAUUUCUGGAGACAGUAGUAAUGUAGAUGCUGAAGGUAAACCUCUCUCAAAGGAAGAGUUGCUGAGAAGAAAAUUGAAGGAAUUCCAACACCAAGAUAUGAAGCUGAAAAACGUUCUUAAAAUUAAGUUAUCUGGGUUAAUGGAUCUUUUCAAGAACCGGUACAAGAGAUUUAGGAAGCCUCCUAUAGAUGAUGCCUUUCUGGUGCACCUUUUUGAACCUCAAAUGCAAAAUAUCCCUAACUGGCAACCGGCCUAUGUAAAAGAUGAAAGCAUGAUAUUAGAGGUUGCUACUGGCAAGAGAUUCUUUAACAUGGAUCUUGAUAUCAUAGAGGAGAGACUUUGGAAUGGAUUUUAUUCCGAACCAAAGCAAUUCUUGAAAGAUAUUGAGUGUAUUUAUCGAGAUGCCAACACCACAGGAGAUAGAGAAAGGAUUAUAAAAGCAUCAGAAAUGUAUGCAAAUGCCCAAAUGGGUAUCGAGGAUAUUUCAACACCAGAGUUUAUCGCUGAAUGUAAGGCGACUAGGCAGAGAGAUAUUGAAAGACAAGAACUUUACCUUGAAGAUGAAAGAAAGCAACUAGUAAAUGUAUCAAAUUCUACUGACAAGUCAAGCGAUACUGUUGAUGUAGGUGUGGCUGCUGGAAGUCAGCUUCAAGUUGAAAAGAAGGAGAUCAUCGAAAAUGAGUUUUUACCAAGCUCUGGUCCUGAUUUAGCAACAAAUUCCAAUAAUGAAAUGAAACAAAUUUCAGUAGCUGGGAAUGAGUGUCAAGAAAAUUCAUCAAAUGAGCAACAGCCUUCGGAUCUCAAAGUUGACCAACUGGCUUCUACAAAGGACGACGAAUAUUCUACACUUUAUCCCGCCAGUUUGGACAAUGUUGACGAAGUUUCGACUAAAGAGGACAAACCAUCACAACCUCUUAAGGAAGACGUUGUUUCGAAUGAUGCUGAGAGUCAAUCGAACAGCAUAAGCUCUACUCAGGAACUCAUUGAAACUAAUAUCAGGACAGACAGACCAACAAACGUUCAUGUGAAACUAUCUAUUGAUGAAGAUAGAUUGAACAAUCUUUAUGAUAUACUAAUUGGGAAAACAGAUGGCUUUUCUGUUUCCCAAAUGGAAGCCUUAUGCUCUCGGGUAACAAAUAUUAUUUGGAAUCAUAGGGAGAACAUUGAAAAGAAUGAUGUCUUCAACCAGAUUGAACAUAUUGUAAACAUGCUAUGA
This is a messenger RNA of Nakaseomyces glabratus, 3954 nucleotides long. RefSeq names its product chromatin segregase YTA7 (gene YTA7). Gene Ontology annotation, molecular function: ATP binding; ATP hydrolysis activity; histone binding. Gene Ontology annotation, biological process: positive regulation of transcription by RNA polymerase II. The record is from RefSeq and is a predicted model, not a curated record. NCBI's taxonomy places the organism in Eukaryota, Fungi, Ascomycota, Saccharomycetes, Saccharomycetales, Saccharomycetaceae. Gene Ontology annotation, cellular component: nucleus.